GGAAAUCGACCUUUUAUCCCAGAACAUGUUCCGUCUUUUUAUGCUGAAUUGAUUAGAAUGUGUUGGGAUGCAUUGCCAGAAAAUCGUCCCGAAAUGAGAAAAGUUGCGGAUAUUUUUAAUUAUUGGAGGAACAAGAUAAUUACUUCUGGUAAUAAUUAUCCAAAUGCAAAUGAUCAUAAUAUUGUCCACAAAGAAUUUCAAAAAGCUGAUGAUUUUAGGCUACAAAAUGAUUUUUCUUCUAUAAUUAGAUUUAGUAAACUUCAUAUUGAUGCUUAUUAUUCCAGUCGUUGUCAUAUAUUUAACUUUCCUAAAGAUUUGGUUGUCGCAAAUUUAUAUUCUCAUAAGCAAUCAAGACAAUCAGCCUCUGUUAGGAGACACGUAAUUCCUGAUACUGGUCCUUUAAUUACUCCUAUCUCUGAUUCAAUUUAU
This is a messenger RNA of Scutellospora calospora, 429 nucleotides long. Lineage: Eukaryota; Fungi; Glomeromycota; Glomeromycetes; Diversisporales; Gigasporaceae. The record is from the annotation of a GenBank genome assembly.